AUGACUCUCGUGGCGACCAAGUUUACGCCAGAGGUGCUCCUCUCCGCUCCCCGUCGUACGGCUGCUAUUCCGAACAGAGAAGGCACUCUAGCUCUGUACACCGAAACCUCCUACUCCUUCGACUCGCACUCCAAGAGCUUCGCAUUCAAAGUUCUCGACAUCAAGACGGGCAACUCGACCACCUUGUACGAUGCCGAGGGUUAUACCGACCCCGCUUGGGUCUCCGACACCGAGUUCGUGUUCGUCCAGAGUGGUGAUAAGGGGUCCAGUCUGAUGAUGGCGGAUGCGACGAAAGAGCGCUCUAAACCUCAUGAGAUCUGCAGCUUCAAGGGCGCGAUAUCAAACCUGAAGGCCAAAAAGAUCAGUGAUGACACGGUAGCGAUUGCAUGCUCGGCCCUUGCGACUCCCUCGGGGGAGAUGUACAGCGCCGCCGACGAGCCCAAGCCCCAUUCCUCGGCCAAGGUAUACACGAAGUUGUUCGUGCGUCAUUGGGAUACGUGGGUGACUGAGAAUACGUCAGCAAUAUGGUAUGGUGCCCUGAAGAAGGACGGGGGACGCUAUUCCCUCCAAGAGCCCGGGUUGGUGAAUGCGCUGGCUGGGACUAAACUCGAGAGUCCCGUACCCCCGUUUGGAGGAUCAUCCGAUUUCGACAUCAGCAACGAGGGAUUGGUGUUCAUCUCGAACCACCCGGAGGUAAAUGCUGCGAUAUGGACGAGGACUGACGUCUACUACGUGCCCCUAAAGACUUUCACCGAGGCAGAGCCACCCCUGCCGCAAAUCAUCAAGACGGGCAACUUGCAAGGAUACAGCGGAACGCCCGUGUUUUCGCAUGACGGGAAGCGAUUGGUUUUCAAGCGAAUGCGCCAUCAACAAUACGAGUCAGAUAAGCCACGCCUACUCCUGAUACCCGAUAUCAAGGACCUCAGCAACGUGCAAGAGUUCUACAAGACGGACGACGGCGAAGGCGGUUGGGACCUGCGGCCAGACGCCAUUGUCUGGAGCAACAAUGACUCGGAGCUCUUCGUGACGGCAGAGAAGGAAGGGCGUAGCCUUCUCUUUAGACUGCCCUCGUCCCCCUUGGAAGCCAAAUCUCUCCCGGAACCAUUCACUCAUGACGGUGCCGUUGGCGAUGUCUUUAACCUUGCCCAUAAUGGCCGGCUCUUCAUCACUUCUUCCUCCUUGAUCGACAGUUCGGCCUAUUCCGUUGUUGACCCGGACUCUAAAGAUAUUACUCUCGUGUCCUCUAGCUCGAAACAGGGCAAGUCGUUCGGUCUCUCGAAAUCUCAGAUCUCUGAAUUCUGGUUCCACGGAGCCGGCGACUACAAGUGUCACGCCCUGGUAAUGAAGCCAUCCGACUUCGACUCAUCCAAGAAAUACCCACUAGCGAUGCUUAUUCACGGCGGUCCGCAAGGUGCCUGGACCGAAUCCUGGAGCACGCGCUGGAACCCCGCCAUCUUCGCUGAACAAGGCUACGUCGUCGUGCUACCAAACCCAACCGGCUCAACGGGUUACGGCCAAGAACUCACGGACGGCAUCGCCAGAGAAUGGGGCGGCCGGCCCUACAACGACCUCGUCAAUUGCUUCGACCACAUCACCUCGGAGCUCCCCUACGUUGACACGACCAACGCUGUCGCCCUGGGCGCCAGCUACGGCGGUUACAUGAUCAACUGGAUUCAGGGGCACCCUUUGGGGCGCCGGUUCAAGGCCCUCGUCUGUCAUGAUGGUGUCUUCAGCACUAUGAACGACUGGGCUACCGAGGAGCUCUUCUUCACCGUCCACGACAUGGGCGGCACCCUGUGGGAAAGCCGCGAGCUGUACGAGAAGUGGGACCCGGCUGCCUUCACCUCGGCUUGGGCCACACCGCAGCUUGUCAUUCAUAGUGAGCUCGAUUACCGGUUGCCGAUUACGGAGGGUUUGGCUGCGUUCAAUGUUCUUCAGGCUAGGGAGGUGCCGUCGAAAUUUUUGAUGUUUCCGGACGAAAAUCAUUGGGUCCUGAAACCUGAGAACUCGCUUGUUUGGCAUAAAGAGGUUCUGGGCUGGAUUAACAAGUACACUAGCUUGGACCGCUCGGGAUUGGCUGGGGAGACAGACAAGCUGAGCCUCUAG
Pseudomassariella vexata is the source of this 2106-nucleotide messenger RNA. RefSeq names its product prolyl oligopeptidase. Gene Ontology annotation, molecular function: serine-type endopeptidase activity. Lineage: Eukaryota; Fungi; Ascomycota; Sordariomycetes; Amphisphaeriales; Pseudomassariaceae. Gene Ontology annotation, biological process: proteolysis. Bases 1 to 2106 code for a protein of 701 amino acids. The transcript has 4 exons. The record is from RefSeq and is a predicted model, not a curated record.